CCAUCCAAAUCCGGCUGAAAGAGUAACCAGCAUGACCACACCGAGCACUCACCCACCAAUAACCAAAUUUCCACAAGGACUCGAUUCCUCUCGUGUAAAAGCCAUCGCCUGUGACAUGGACGGCACGACUCUUCUCCCCACACACACACCCUCGCCCCGAACUAUAUCAACGUUCUCCGUCCUCCGCAAAAGGCAUCCAGAUAUUCACAUUCUCUUUGCAACAGGGCGGCCGAGAUCAGCUGCAGGAAAUAUAUCGCCUUUACUUGCGACGGUGCAUAGACCCGUAGGAGUGUACCUAAAUGGAGCGCUGGCAGGCGAAGAAGUUCCUGAUGUAGACGGAGGGACAGAUCUGGAGGUCUUGUACGAGCGACCUGUCAAGUGUGCUGAUGCGCGAUGGUACUUGGAUUGGGGUUUAAAGAGGGGAUAUACCGUUAUUGUUUAUAGUGGGGACGAAAUUUUGACCACAGUGACCAAGGAUCCUGUUUUCGAUUUUAUGAAAGAGUCCGGUGAGCCCACUGUCCUUGUUCAAAGGGAUGUGCAAGAGUUUGUCAAUGGAGUAGCGGAAGGCGUUGUCAAAGCCCAUAAGCUGGCGUUCGUAAGCAUGGAUCACCAAAAAGUCGAUCGAAUCCGAUCCGAGCUGGACUCUGAUACUUUGAGACCAACUUCAACGACCAUGCUCGUGCGUACGGGUCCUGAGCGGUUGGAAGUCAUGCACACGGAUGCUACCAAAGCUCAUGCAUUGGCAGUGUUAUGCGAGACUGGCAAGCUGGGCGAAGAGGUCGGACUGGAUGCAGUCUUGGCUUUUGGGGAUGGGGAGAAUGAUGUGGAGAUGCUUCGUGAAGUCGGGAUGGGGGUUGCGAUGGGAAAUGCAGUCCAGAGGGCCAAAGAUGUGGCGGGCUUUGUGUGUCCUCCAAAUGACGAGGAUGGAGUUGCGAGAGUUUUAGAAGGGUUAUUCCGUUUGUCGGAAUGAACAUUCUAUUGGACUAUGGGAAGUAAUAGACUCUGUAAGACUUUCGGACAAUUGUACAAGAUUAUAUAUCGUAUUUGUAUUUACACAAAAACUAGAGAGCUGUCCCUCUCUCAAAGUUGCC
Molecule: messenger RNA, 1091 nt
Organism: Spizellomyces punctatus DAOM BR117
Lineage: Eukaryota; Fungi; Chytridiomycota; Chytridiomycetes; Spizellomycetales; Spizellomycetaceae
Product: cof-like hydrolase
Exons: 2
Coding region: 32-970 (312 amino acids)
Cellular component (GO): cytosol
Molecular function (GO): phosphatase activity; magnesium ion binding
Source: RefSeq, a predicted model, not a curated record